AUGUUUUGUAAAGGAGACCGAGAUAUUGAUAGUGACGAGGACACUCUUGAGGACCAGAUUUUGGACGUGGUUGACAUGCCAAUAGAGGUUCCUGGAGAGGUAGAAAUUCAUUAUGGUGAUGCCGAAUCAGAUGACGAAGAAGAAUCAAACCUAAUUUCUUUUUUAGAUGUCAAAAAUGAUCUAAAUGACGUUAUUUUAUCUAAUUCUGAAGAUGGUAAAAUAUUGUUUGAAUCAUUAAUAGACCCAAAGCCAACAGAACCACCACCACCACCACCACCACCCCUUACUGAUCCUCCUACUGAUUCUCCUGGUCCACCAGAGCCUCCAAGUGACGUUUCAGAGGCCCUAUCUAACAAACGCCCCAGACCUCCACCAAGCAAACGACCUAGACCACCAAGUCCUCCACCAAGCAGACGUCCAAAACCACCAGGUCCUCCCCCUACCAGACGUCCUAGACCACCAGGCCCUCCACCAAGCAGACGCCCUAGACCAUCAGGCCCUCCACCAAGCAGACGUCCAAGACCGCCUGGUCCUCCACCAAGCAGACGUCCAAAACCACCAGGUCCUCCACCAAGCAGACGUCCAAGACCACCAGGCCCUUCACCAAGCAGACGUCCAAGACCACCAGGCCCUCCACCAAGCAGACGUCCAAGACCACCAGGCCCUACACCAAGCAGACGUCCUAGACCACCAGGUCCUCCACCAAGCAGACGUCCAAGACCACCAGGCCCUCCACCAAGCAGACGUCCAAGGCCGCCAGGCCCUCCACCAAGCAGACGUCCAAAACCACCAGGUCCUCCACCAAGCAGACGUCCAAGACCACCAGGUCCUCCACCAAGCAGACGUCCAAGACCGCCAGGUCCUCCACCAAGCAGACGUCCAAGACCACCAGGCCCUCCACCAAGCAGACGUCCAAGACCACCAGGCCCUCCACCAAGCAGACGUCCAAGACCACCAGGCCCUCCACCAAGCAGACGUCCAAGACCACCAGGCCCUCCACCAAGCAGACGUCCAAGACCGCCAGGCCCUCCACCAAGCAGACGUCCAAGACCACCAGGUCCUCCACCAAGCAGACGUCCAAGACCACCAGGCCCUCCACCAAGCAGACGUCCAAGACCGCCAGGUCCUUCACCAAGCAGACGUCCAAGACCACCAGGCCCUCCACCAAGCAGACGUCCAAGACCACCAGGCCCUCCACCAAGCAGACGUCCAAGACCACCAGGCCCUCCACCAAGCAGACGUCCUAGACCACCAGGUCCUCCACCAAGCAGACGACCAUGAUAACCCGAGAAGUCAACUUCUUAGUUCCUAAAUUGAAAACAAUUAAAACUUAACUUACGUAAUACUAA
This is a messenger RNA of Diabrotica virgifera virgifera (western corn rootworm), 1349 nucleotides long. RefSeq names its product basic proline-rich protein-like. The record is from RefSeq and is a predicted model, not a curated record. Bases 1 to 1281 code for a protein of 426 amino acids. The transcript has 3 exons. Lineage: Eukaryota; Metazoa; Arthropoda; Insecta; Coleoptera; Chrysomelidae.